CGCGGCGCCUGCGCAGAAGGCUGUAGACGCUGUGAAGCAGGAGGCACUUGGGAUCGUACGCAGGAUUGGGACUGCUACAGAGGCCGCCACGGAGCCCGCCGGAGCCACCGUUCCUACUGCUGCUGCCGCCGCUGCCCGAAUCGGAACCGUCGGGCCGCAGCCGCCGGCAAUGCCGCGAAGGAAGAUCUCGAGCACACAGACAGUUCAGAGAGUGAUGGCACAUCCCGGCGAUCUGCCCGAGUCACCCGCUCCUCAGCCCGACUAAGCCAGAGUUCCCAAGAUUCCAGUCCUGUUCGAAAUUUGCAGUCUUUUGGCACUGAGGAGCCUGCUUAUUCUACCAGGAGAGUGACGCGUAGUCAGCAGCAGCCUACCCCAGUGACUCCGAAAAAAUACCCUCUUCGGCAGACUCGUUCAUCUGGCUCAGAAACUGAGCAAGUGGUUGACUUUUCAGAUAGAGAAACUAAAAAUACAGCUGAUCAUGAUGAGUCUCCACCUCGAACGCCAACUGGAAACGCCCCUUCUUCUGAGUCUGAUAUAGACAUCUCCAGCCCCAACGUUUCUCACGAUGAGAGCAUUGCCAAGGACAUGUCCUUGAAGGACUCGGGCAGUGAUCUCUCUCAUCGCCCCAAGCGCCGCCGCUUCCAUGAAAGCUACAAUUUCAAUAUGAAGUGUCCUACACCAGGCUGUAACUCCCUAGGACACCUUACAGGAAAACACGAGAGACAUUUCUCUAUAUCAGGAUGCCCUCUUUAUCAUAACCUCUCAGCUGAUGAAUGCAAGGUGAGAGCACAGAGCCGGGAUAAGCAGAUAGAAGAAAGGAUGCUGUCCCACAGGCAAGAUGACAACAACAGGCAUGCAACCAGGCACCAGGCACCAACAGAGAGGCAGUUGCGAUAUAAGGAAAAGGUUGCUGAACUCAGGAAGAAAAGAAAUUCUGGGCUGAGCAAAGAACAGAAAGAGAAAUAUAUGGAACACAGGCAGACCUAUGGGAACACUCGGGAACCUCUUUUGGAAAACCUGACUAGCGAGUAUGACUUGGAUCUUUUCCGAAGAGCACAAGCCCGGGCUUCAGAGGAUCUGGAGAAGUUAAGGCUGCAAGGCCAAAUCACAGAGGGGAGCAACAUGAUUAAAACAAUUGCUUUUGGUCGCUAUGAGCUUGAUACGUGGUACCAUUCUCCCUAUCCUGAGGAAUAUGCACGACUGGGACGUCUUUACAUGUGUGAAUUCUGUUUAAAAUACAUGAAGAGCCAAACAAUACUCCGCCGACACAUGGCUAAGUGUGUGUGGAAACACCCACCCGGAGAUGAGAUAUAUCGCAAAGGUUCAAUCUCUGUGUUUGAAGUGGAUGGCAAGAAAAACAAGAUCUACUGCCAAAACCUGUGCCUGUUGGCCAAGCUUUUUCUGGACCACAAGACAUUAUAUUAUGAUGUGGAGCCCUUCCUGUUCUAUGUUAUGACAGAAGCAGACAACACUGGUUGUCACCUGAUUGGAUAUUUUUCCAAGGAAAAGAAUUCAUUCCUCAACUACAAUGUAUCCUGUAUCCUUACCAUGCCUCAGUACAUGAGACAGGGCUAUGGCAAGAUGCUCAUUGAUUUCAGUUAUUUGCUUUCCAAAGUGGAAGAAAAAGUUGGCUCCCCAGAGCGUCCACUCUCAGAUCUGGGGCUCAUAAGCUACCGCAGUUACUGGAAAGAAGUGCUUCUUCGUUACCUGCAUAAUUUCCAAGGCAAAGAGAUUUCUAUCAAAGAAAUUAGCCAGGAGACAGCUGUGAAUCCUGUGGACAUUGUCAGCACUCUGCAAGCCCUUCAGAUGCUCAAAUAUUGGAAAGGAAAACACCUAGUUUUGAAGAGACAGGACCUGAUUGAUGAGUGGAUAGCCAAAGAGGCCAAAAGAUCCAACUCCAAUAAAACCAUGGAUCCAAGCUGUUUAAAAUGGACCCCUCCCAAGGGCACUUAAAGUGACCGGUUACUCCGAGCCAGCGAACCCCAGCAGUAGGAAUCCGUACCCUAGGGAUCUGUCUGUCAUUUCUGUUGCUCUUGUGAUUGGCAAGUACAGUAUCCUUUGGGAAGGCCAUCCCCCUCAGGACUGUCCUGGCUCCGACCCUCGUGUACACUGCAGACGCUGGUUCUGAGGAACUGUUGUUUCGGCCUCAGUGAGGUUGCCUGGAUGGGAUCUGUAUUAGACUUGCGUGCAGAUCCCUCGUAGCACUGACCCAAGGUGUUCUGUUUUGGUACUGUACCUGUCCAGUCACUGGUUCUCUCCUCUGGCCCCAUGAGGUUGUGUCGUGUCUUCUAAACUUUGUAAUAGUGCUUCUUCUUGCCGCCCAGUCACCAGACCACCAACUACGGUUACCGCCACCAGGACCUUCCCAGUUACUCCUUACCUGUGUUCUUGGAGGGGCAGGGAAGAGGUAACACUUCUGAGUGUGUGUGUGUGCUGGGAGGGGUCCCUUCCCUUUGGGUUUCAUCUCACUUUAAGUUUUUUCCUCCAUUUUUACUGAAAGACCUGUUCUUGAUCAGUAUCAGGCUGACCAGAGCCAAAUACUUUUGAAGACUCGCAGGGAUUAGUCUUGGUUACAGCACAUUAUCUGAAUGAGAUGGAGAAAAGAAUUGAGAAGUGGUGAUUCUGUAUUUGGAUUUGAGUUCACCUGUGGGCAGUGGGCAACGUCUUGGUGGAAGGGAAUGGAAUACUACUUUUUGCCUCACCAGAAAGUGCCCAGUAGUAAACAUUUUCUUCUCUUUACUCCCUGCCUGUCUUUACGUUUGCAGGUGCCAAAAUAAUUUCCAGUUCUCCCUUUCAUGCUGCAUGUUAAAUGGUUAAUUAUACUGCAGAAACCUUUUCACCAGUAUCAGUCUGAUAUAGCAUACCUAUACUUCCACAUAAGUUACACUGCUUUUGUCUGAACAUCCUUGGAGAAGUGAUUGAAAAUGACUUCCGUGUCUCAGCCCAUGACUCAGCAAGGCAGAAUGGCCACCCCUGCCAAGGUUUGCUUCCCUUUUCAACAGUGCCUCACCCUCCCUCUAAGACUAAAGUGCUUAUGCCCUUCCAAGAACUCCUCCUCCAUUUCCUUUUUGGGAUUUACCACCAUCUCCCCAUUCUCUGGUCUCCUAUUUUUGGUGUUGUUUAAGUGAAGGAAGAGAUGCUCCCUCUAAUUUCUCUCUAGCCCAUUAUAACCUGCUAUCUUGGGGCAGCUUUUGAUGUAUGACAUGUCACCCUUUCCAACUUGGUCUCCUACAACACCGCUGUCUUCAUGUGGAACCCUCACCACAAUCCCAACUCUGGUCAUUUGUGCCUUUCUCUUGUCAUCUUUGUACACUACUUAUAUUCACUGUGGGUUGGGGGGAGCUAAUUUUAAGCAUGUUCAGUGGCAGCUCCCUGCCAGUUUCAGUGUCACUGUUAAAAUUUAUCCAAAAGCAACUUCACUGGGGGUUUUCUUAAGGGGUAAAGGCCUUUUACAGAAGCUAAUCCUUCCCCACAUGUGGUAGAAUGUGCUGUUCUAUAUCUACUCCUCAAUAAAGCAUGUUCUCUGCUCAA
Molecule: messenger RNA, 3531 nt
Organism: Eubalaena glacialis (North Atlantic right whale)
Lineage: Eukaryota; Metazoa; Chordata; Mammalia; Artiodactyla; Balaenidae
Gene: KAT7
Product: lysine acetyltransferase 7
Exons: 15
Coding region: 586-1953 (455 amino acids)
Biological process (GO): regulation of DNA-templated transcription
Cellular component (GO): nucleus
Molecular function (GO): zinc ion binding; histone acetyltransferase activity
Source: RefSeq, a predicted model, not a curated record